AUGAUUGACGAUACAAGAAUAUUGCAAGCGGACGGCAACGCUCCGGCAGCCAUUCCGCAGCCAUCGCUUUCUGGGAUAGUGCAACAGAUCCUUACGCACCCCGUGACACGCGACCAUGCCGUUCGUUGGGCUGACAACUUGCGCUUUCUGACUUUUGAUGACAGCGAUGAUGAAAGUUCUACAGAGAGUCAGAACAACAUUGUGGUUGGGCGGGAAGAGGAGGCUCAUGCUCGCGGCCAGUGCGAACCAUGCUCCAGACGAGUCCCAGUGCCCUCUGGACAUGUCUGCGAAAAGCACAUAUUCAAUAUUGGCCAUACAGGAGACAAGUCUUGGACGGAAUCUCGUGAUGACAGGCUUCAUCAAUUCCGAGAUCCAUGUGUACACGUCCUCGAGCGUAGCUGCGAAGCAUGUCAACACAUUCCCCUGUUCCCCAAUGAGAGGAAAGCGACCCGGUUUAGAAUUCGCCGGCUCUCCGCGAAGGAUAAACAUACUGAUUGCGACCACUUUGUAGCCGUGUCCUAUUGCUGGUCCAAUGAGGAUAGUGACGCCAAAAUGGCUCCCUACAAGAUAGUCGAAGAAAAUGGGCAAGUCCGUGAUGCCAGAGCCUCCAACACGACUUUAGACCGAGUCGUGGCAUUCGCCCGAGAGAAUGGGUACCGUAUGAUCUGGAUAGACCAGGAAUGCAUUGAGCAAGACAAUGAGCAGGAGAAAGAGCUUGCGAUACAGGCGAUGGACUAUGUCUAUAUCAGGGCGCACACGUCAAUCGGGCUGUUUCGUGCCCAGCUGCAGCAGAAACAUCUCGAUCCUUUGCUCUUGACCUAUGAAGCAGAGUUUUCUCAGCGUCUCACGCAGCGGAGAGGCCGCAGACCGUUUAGUGGAUGUCGGAAACUCGACCUUGAACACCUGGCUGAAGCUGUGUCUUUGAUCGUCAACGAUCCAUGGAAUUCAAGAGCUUGGGUCUUGCAAGAAGCAUUUGCGUCGAGCGGCAAUAUGGUUUUACUUUUCCCCAGGAGCAGCGACUGCGAUACACGUGGCUGGCUUUUGCCAUGCCAUGAGCUGUCACAAAGCGAGCUGGCUAUCCGGCUGGACAGUAUCCAGGAUUGUCUUCAAAUCUGUGCACGAUUUGUGCUUCCUUUUCUCUCUCAGGCUUUAUCAAGCAAAGCUGUCCAAGGGAAGAAUUCUCGCAGAAGGACUGGAAAAAAGUCUUCCACUUCGAAGAUCUUGGGUAGUGAAGAAGACAUCAGGAUGACGCUGAAGAGGUUUAGACUCUUCCAUCCUGAGGAACCAAAGCAAACGCUCGCGAUUUGGGUGAAUAAUGGAAAGCCUAGGCGCACGUGUAACGCUGCCAUGGCGCUGACCUAUCUCCAGCUACGCGACUUGAUGCGUGUUGCCGACAAGUUAGCUAUAGUCGCCAACAUAUGUGGUUACGACUUUCGUCUUGAUACGACUGAACUAGAAAAGAGUCAGAGUAGUCUGGCAAUUUGUGUCCUGGCCCUUGCUAUUGGCAAUGGCGACUUUUCGUUGUUGGUUCCUCAGGUCUACCGUGAGCCGGAGACCACAUGCCUUGGAAAAACCAGCGAAGAUGGGUCAGAGUUCUCCUGGGCCAGGGGCGUGGCACAAAGCCUCCAGGACCUACAAAUGACGGACUGGAAUCCAUUUGGUUCCAGUUCUGCACGAGUCACUUCAACCCCAGUCAAGCUUUCGCAAAAUGGUCUCUCCACACCAGGCUGCCUUUGGAAAGUUGACGAGUUUGUAGACCUUGGUAUCAUACAGGCGAAGUACGCCGACUCUUGGCUGAAAAUCCGCAAUGCCAAGGGACCCUCAUGCCCCUCCUCCCGAACCAUUCGCAUGGCGACCACGCACCUCCUCUUUGAAAUCAUUGAAUUUUUAAGCAAGACGGAUAAGAAGAGGCUUGCAAACUCAAUCCUCAAUUCAACAUCCUCCUGGAUGUGGUCCAACCGGCGAACACGUACAGCGACCGACAUGAUUGAAUCGGUUGACCAGUUUCCAUCUGGUCUACGUAUAGAAAAUAGAAAAGGCAUGUUUGCCCUUGAUUACGAUUCAGCUGGGUGGCCAUAUCAGUGCUGGUUGAUUGACCGAGUCAUGAAAGACGGUGGCAUCUGGGCAGGACGUCUUGUGGCACAUCCCUUUGAGAAAGGUCUUGAAAUCCCAAGCACGACUGCGUCACAAUAUGCUGAGCUGCAGCAUGAUGGAGUCGACGCAUCAUCCACCAAUGGAGAUGAUCCAAACCAGGAUGACAUUGUGCCUCGAAGCGGAAUGUCGCUUCCGUCUGAAGAUAAGGACUUGGACAGUCUUUCCGCUGAAGCCAUUCAGGGGGGUUCAACGAUGCAAAAUCGCGGCCACGCAUGGAGAAUGCUAGUGUCGACGAUGUUUGUAAUGAUAAAUGAUCAUCAAAUGAACAAAGAAGACGAUGAUAAAAAGGUGAUGAGGCCAAAUGGGCCCGGUAAGGUUAUUUCAAGUCAAAGCAUGGCUAUGUUUGGUCUUGCGCUAUCCCAUGCUGCUAAUGAUUCGAAUGAUAAGCUCGAACGAAUGGCCACUUUCGACGUUGCAGGAGAUCCCGAGGGAAAUACACUCGUACUGACGCCUUUUCAGAUGAUGUUGGAGUCGAUUCCGCGUCCGGGCAUGCGUGCAAUGAGUGUUUCGUGGAGCGUUGAGCCUACCGAGAGCGCAAUCAUUGCAGACAAUGAAGUCACUUCAGGAGGACCGCGGCCUUUCAAGGUCAAAGACAGAGUCCGGGGGAUGUGGGAAUUUGCUGAUCCAAGUCACAUCUCUGGCCGAUACAUCGUGAUCUAG
Molecule: messenger RNA, 2814 nt
Organism: Pestalotiopsis fici W106-1
Lineage: Eukaryota; Fungi; Ascomycota; Sordariomycetes; Amphisphaeriales; Sporocadaceae
Exons: 3
Coding region: 1-2814 (937 amino acids)
Source: RefSeq, a predicted model, not a curated record